This is a messenger RNA of Thunnus maccoyii (southern bluefin tuna), 2489 nucleotides long. RefSeq names its product aspartate aminotransferase, cytoplasmic-like. Bases 131 to 1363 code for a protein of 410 amino acids. The transcript has 9 exons. Lineage: Eukaryota; Metazoa; Chordata; Actinopteri; Scombriformes; Scombridae. Gene Ontology annotation, molecular function: pyridoxal phosphate binding; L-aspartate:2-oxoglutarate transaminase activity. The record is from RefSeq and is a predicted model, not a curated record. Gene Ontology annotation, biological process: L-aspartate biosynthetic process. Gene Ontology annotation, cellular component: cytosol.
UGUAUGUCCUGAGCCUGCCGGGCUGAAGGUGAACCCGGCCCGUCUCCCUCUCUACCUGCCGCUGCACGCACCCUGUACCCCCGUCUCCUCCUCUCGCACUGCACCGGGAUCAUCCGCUUUGCCCCGAGCCAUGUCCGUAUUUAGCGAUGUCCCUCAGGCCCCGCCGGUAGCCGUCUUCAAGCUGACCGCUGACUUCAGGGAGGACACCCACCCGCAGAAAGUGAACCUUGGUGUUGGAGCUUACCGUACUGAUGACUGCCUGCCCUGGGUGCUGCCGGUGGUGAAGAAGGUGGAGCGGCUCAUCGUGGAGGACGAAAGCCUGAACCACGAGUACCUGCCCAUCCUCGGCCUGCCUGACUUCCGUUCAGCCGCCUCCAAGGUCGCCCUGGGAGACGACAGCCCGGCCAUCAAGGAGAACAGGGUGGGAGCGUGCCAGGGUCUGGGUGGGACCGGUGCGUUGAAGAUCGGGGCAGAGUUCCUGCGUCGCUGGUACAACGGCGUCAACAACACGGCCACACCUGUCUACGUCUCAGCGCCUACCUGGGAGAACCACAACGGCGUGUUUGCUGAUGCUGGCUUCAAAGACAUCCGGCCUUAUCACUACUGGGACGCUGCCAAGAGGGGCCUGGAUCUCACCGGACUGCUGGAUGACCUGGAGAAAGCUCCAGAACAUUCAAUCUUUGUCCUUCACGCCUGCGCACACAACCCCACCGGCACCGACCCCAACCAGGAGGAGUGGAAGAAGAUCGCAGAGGUCAUGAAGAGGAGGAAUCUGUUUGUGUUCUUCGACUCGGCCUAUCAGGGCUUCGCCUCUGGCAGUCUGGAUAGAGACGCCUGGGCCAUCCGCUACUUUGUCUCUCAGGGCUUUGAGCUCUUUGUAGCUCAGUCCUUCUCCAAAAACUUCGGCCUGUACAAUGAGAGAGUAGGAAACCUGACAGUGGUCGCUAAGGACAAAGACAACCUGACCCGCAUCCUGUCUCAGAUGGAGAAGAUUGUCAGGACAACCUGGUCCAACCCGCCAACUCAGGGAGCACGCAUCGUCAGCAAGACCCUCAACUGCCCCGAGCUGUUCGCAGAAUGGAAGGGUAACGUGAAGACCAUGGCAGACCGUGUCCUGCUGAUGAGGGAUCAGCUGAAGACCAAGCUGCAGGCUCUGGGCACCCCGGGCACCUGGGACCACAUCACCCAGCAGAUCGGCAUGUUCAGCUUCACCGGCCUGAACCCCAAGCAGGUGGAGUACAUGAUCAAAGAGAAGCACGUGUACCUGAUGGCCAGCGGUCGCAUCAACAUGUGCGGCCUGACCAGCAAGAACAUCGACUACGUUGCCCAGUCCAUCCACGAGUCCGUCACCAAGGUCCAGUAAAGGCCGCUUCCACUGCCACCUCCUGUAACGCCGCAGGAAGUAUCACCACCAUCAUGUCUGUGUCCAAACCCUGCUUUAUCCUCUCCUCUGAUUGGUUAAUCUGCAGCAGGGGAGUUUGUUUUUUUUUGCAGUUGAACCAAUGGGAGGACGAAUGCUUCUCUCUGUUCUCACAUGAAGGUGUAAAAACCUUUUUUGGGAGGUGCAAUGAUUUUAGGAAGACACUUGAACGCCAUCAGCAGGGCUCUAAACGUACGCCUAAAUGUGUAGAAGAAGAUAAAACGUUUAGUCGAAAAAGGUCCCUUCAUAUAAAGAUUUCCUGUCUUUGUACGAUCCGACUCUGUGCUUCCUCUGUCAUUUCUAGCACUUCAAGGGAUUAACUGUUAUGUAUCUGUAGUAUUGAACAAAUGAAGGCGCAGAUAAGUUACUGUAAAUAUAUGUAACCACAGGUAGAGGUCCUGAUAUUUCCUGCAAAAGAACUUUACUUUUUUAGCUCAGAGCCCAUGACAAAUCACUUUUAUUUUUUUUCUUUUGUUUUCCAGCCAUCAGAAGUUACAAAUAACGACGUUACAGUACAAUUAACCGGUACCGUAACCCGCCUCGCUCUGUGUCAAGUAACAAAUGAUUGAUAUCAACUGUCGGUAUGUACGGUUUUAAUUUUAGAUUAGUUGUCCAAGUCAACUAAGACGCACUAUCAAAACUCAUCCCAGGACAUUUCUUACGUUGACGUCAGAAGAAGGGCAUUAUGGGUGUCAUGUGACCGGGUUCAAACGUCACUUAAAGGUCAUGCGUGUGCCUGUCUCGGUAGGUAAUUGGUAGGUCGUUAAUGUCAGUUUAAUCACUCAAAACGGAUUUGUGUGCCAAUAAUGAACAAAAUCACCUCUCUUCUGUGUUUCUUCUGUGUUUUUUUUGUUUUUGUUGUUGUUGUUGUUGUUUUCUCCACCCUGCAGUGCCCUUUUUAUUGUGCCUCGGUCGUUGUAAUGAGCCACUCUGAUCAGACCUCAGAGCCUGACACUUGUUAGCACACACAAGCACACACACACUCCCAUUAUGUGGUGUUGUUUUUAUGAUGACAUGCAGCAAUAUGUGUGUUCAUACUGUAAUAAAUUAUAAACCACAGGAACCAAUC